Fopius arisanus is the source of this 525-nucleotide messenger RNA. RefSeq names its product zinc transporter 2-like. The transcript is spliced from 2 exons. The record is from RefSeq and is a predicted model, not a curated record. Lineage: Eukaryota; Metazoa; Arthropoda; Insecta; Hymenoptera; Braconidae. Bases 1 to 510 code for a protein of 169 amino acids. Gene Ontology annotation, molecular function: zinc ion transmembrane transporter activity. Gene Ontology annotation, biological process: zinc ion transmembrane transport; response to zinc ion. Gene Ontology annotation, cellular component: plasma membrane.
AUGGGUUUAACACUUCAUCAACACGGCCAUAGUCACGGUGGCGGCCAUGGUCAUAGUCAUGGUGGCGACCAUGGUCAUAGUCAUGGUGGCGGAAAACACCAAGGUGAUGACAAAAAUAUAAAUGUUCGAGCAGCAUAUAUCCAUGUUCUAGGCGAUUUCAUUCAAAGCACGGGUGUCCUCGUAGCGGCCUUGAUUAUUUAUUUCAAGCCUACUUGGAGUAUUGUAGACCCCAUCUGCACAUUUUUGUUUGCUAUUCUAGUCCUGUUCACAACGGUGGCCAUCAUUAAAGAUGUAAUGAAUGUUCUUAUGGAAGGAAUACCGAAGGGUUUCGAGUACUCAAGUGUCGAGAGUACAUUCAUGGGAAUCGAAGGGGUCGUCAAAGUGCAUAAUUUGAGAAUUUGGGCAUUGUCACUCGAUAAAACGGCCCUUUCCGCGCAUCUUGCUAUCAGUAAUUUUUUUAAAAUAUUAUUCUAUAUUUUCUCACUAUCAAAUAUUAUAAAAAUUCGCUAGGAAAUUCCAUUGAUU